GGUUCGGCUAUGGCACACUACAUUUUAGUUCUCUCUGGGAUUUUUAUCACUCUAGUGGCGUUCAGCUCAGGUUUAUUUGUGUCUAAGAUCGAUAUUGUAGCGAAACCGUCGCAAGAAAAUCUGAAGAUACCAUACCAUCCCCCUCCAAGUUUACCUGGUUUCCAUGAUUUGGCAUGGUUCGUCUGUGAAGACCUAGAAUUAUGCUUGUCAAGCGAAGGAAAAGUACACCCCUUUGCUGGGAUUAAUAAAACAAGCGUCUGGGUUGACUUUCCACAAUUGUUUAAAAUCGACCUAACUGGAACGCUAACAAUUGUUAGGAUGUCACCAGAAUACGAUGGUAUGGUUAUUCUGUGCUGGGCUCACUUCCACGGUAUUGGGAAGAGUUUGCAAAAAACUUAUUUGAAAAUACGAGAAGCGCCACGAAUUGAAAUUAAAACACCGGAGAAAGUCUACGUGCCCAAAGGAACGAACCUGUCUUUGGUAUGUGUGGCAGAUGGUUGGCCCACGCCUCAAAUGACCUGGACUUGUGGAGAUGGACUCCUCUUAAACCAGACCAGUACCGUGGGAACCUAUAUCCAACAAAACGUCACAUUGGAAGAUAGUGGAAAAUACACCUGCCGUGCUAAAAACCCGUUCGGACUUGACUCCCAUACUGUGGAAGUAAUUGUUUUAGAUCUUUCAUAUUCAACAUCGUCACCUCCGACAGAUAAUCAAGGAGGUCGAGAGUGCGAGACCACCUACAAAUGGACAACUUACUCGCUUUUAGUACUAGUACUCGUGAUACUUUUAGGGGGGGGCUUAGUUCGUGUACUGUGCAAUAAUAGGGGCGCAAACCAAAUAGAUAUUUAAGAAAGGGGGUAAGUUUCUAAAGAAACUGUGGUGCAGCGUCUGUGGGAGUAACAAAGUAAUUUGAUUAUAUCAACUUAGUUGAAAUUGUAAGUUGUUACGUACAGAGUUGAGAAAGCUCACAUUUCGAACGUCAGCUCUUCGUAUUACUUCGCCCCUCUGAUGGGAGAAUAGUUUAAGAAUAGCGUGGAGAAAAUAUGAAAUGUUUUGUAAGUUUUGUUUGUUGUGAGGACUAAAUUUUCCUUCGCGCACAGACAAAAGCCAAUUGAAUAUCAAUUCUAUACCUGCAAAUAUUGAAAACAUGAAAACAUGUAUUUAUCAUGGGUUACGUAACUAUUUCUUUGUGGUGUUGCAUGGUAUGUUGUCACAAUUGCUUCAUUAGCGGUAGGCUAUAUAUUAUAGCUUUUGUCAUUUAUAUUCUUAGCCUAAUUAUAGUUACUUAUUAAAUGAUAAAUGUUUUAUAUUCGUUUGAGUGGGGUAGGGAAUACACUAGAAAAUAAAGGUUCUGACGUUUUCAAAAUGUCACCUUUGUGUACGCAAGGGUUUACAUGUAAAUAUCAGGAAUUUAUUUCGUCAUUGCAAACAGACUAUAUUAAUUAUUCAUUCUACCUUUGUUGUGCAAUGUCACGUAUUGCCUUCAAUUUACAAUUAAAGAGGCUGUAACUAUUUCACUUCUUGUAUUACAUAUGUCUAGAAAUGUGGAAAUGGCGAAAUUUCCUCAGAAUCGUUAAACCGAGUCAAUUUUCAUAGACUAGUUAGACUUUUUAGUGAAUUUUAGUCAAACUCGAUAGGACGAAUUCAAUUUCGCGGAUUUGACGAUCUUGACGAAAUUUUGCCAUCUUCGUUAGUGCAUGAAUUUUUAGACAUAUCUCGUUUUUUAUGCUCCUAAUUUCGAAUUAACAUUACUGAUGGACAAAUAAAUUGUCACGAACUCGAAAGUAUACCAAAGCAUUUAAAAGAGGUUUUAAUUCCAACACCCCAAUAAAGGAUCGACUUAGAGAACAA
Molecule: messenger RNA, 1851 nt
Organism: Stylophora pistillata
Lineage: Eukaryota; Metazoa; Cnidaria; Anthozoa; Scleractinia; Pocilloporidae
Product: neural cell adhesion molecule L1-like protein
Source: RefSeq, a predicted model, not a curated record